Ooceraea biroi (clonal raider ant) is the source of this 1740-nucleotide messenger RNA. Its product is annotated as ester hydrolase C11orf54 homolog. NCBI's taxonomy places the organism in Eukaryota, Metazoa, Arthropoda, Insecta, Hymenoptera, Formicidae. The record is from RefSeq and is a predicted model, not a curated record. Gene Ontology annotation, cellular component: nucleus. Gene Ontology annotation, molecular function: zinc ion binding; hydrolase activity, acting on ester bonds.
UUUGAAAGAAGAAGAAGGACUAACUAGACUACAGCUAUAGUCACUUGUUUACUUACAGUUAUCACAUGCCGGUUGUGUCCAGGCACGUGAUCUAUUGGCUCUCUUUAAUUGUUCGCGAAUUUGAAGUAUUAAAUAAAUAAAGUAUUCAAUAAAUUAUUUAAUGCAAAAAGUACGUAUCUCUGGAAUGUCGCAAGCAAAUUGGAAUGCGAGUGCUCCGAAAUAGCUUAUGCAUUCGACUGUACGCAGGAGGAAAUUGCUCGAUAACGAAACCGUUGCAUCAUUUUUCUACCGAGACAUCGAUAGCGUGAUGUUGUGCAACGAACGUAACGUCUUGCCAUUUUUAAAAUAAUUUUUACGUCUCUUUUCAUCACUGUACAUAUUCUCCUGGGCGUUCAUGUUACAAGUGAAGUAAAAGAAAUUUUUCGAACGUCUGUUUAGUGGCAAAACAGGAAUUAUGAAAGAAGGUGGGGUCGCUGAUUAGAUAAGACUAUCAGAAAUAUAUAGCUCGAUGUGUGCAGCUCCUCGCCGCACCACUUACUGAUCAAGACUGCCACUUUCACCGUCUGAAACUAGUCUAGUCUGCUUGGCUUGAAAGAUGGAUCCAGGGAAUAGACAGAAUGUGCAGCCUCUAGAGCCGUCCAAGCUCAGCAUCAAGUCCAGGCCGCUGUACCAGCCGUCCCUUGAAGAGCUGGUCGACGUUCUGGAAGAAGGGUUGCGUGCGAACUUCGUGGAGGUGACCAUCGGGAUCACCGACUGCCCCAACUUCAAUGAACAGCCCUACAAUUUCCAUCGAGAAGGGCUGUGCGGUAACCCGAUUGUCUUCGACAUCGGUGAUCCGGCGUACCUCCUGCCCAGCGCUCAGAGAGACAAGUUCUACGACGUCAAGUCGCUGCUGCGUCACUUGAACUACAAUACUACUGACUGCCUCGUGAUCGGCGCGGGGGCUGGACCAUGGCCGCGUACUGGCUGCAACUGCGAGCUCAUCAUGAAGAUGCACCUGUCGCCGCGGCAAGAAGUGGAGAACGCGACACGUUACGCGUUCGUGGGCAAGACUCCCAAUGAGGAGUGCGUUUUGCACCAAGUACCCGUGAACGAGGAUGAGACGACGUUCGCGUUGCUGGGGAACCUGUACGUAUGCGAAGGCAGGCCGGGCCAAGUGAUCGGGGUGCGCGCGAAGAAGCGCACCGGCAACCUGGACUUCAUAGCGUGCAUGCAGAAGGCACUGGGGAGCCGGUAUAAGGAUAAGCUCGUUGGUAUGGGCGGCACGUUCGUGAUGAGGAACGGGAAGAUAAAGCAACACGUGAUGCGGGACUUCUCAAAGACUCCGUUGAACAGCGAGGCCGAGCUGAACAACUGGUUACGCUUCUACGAAAUGGAAACGCCUCUGACUGCAGUUGGCACCUUCGUCAGCGCUGAAACGGACCUAGACCUCAGAGUCCAGCAUUUCCAUAGCGCUUCUGAUGAGAACAAACUGGGUGGACACUAUCAUAUCGAUACCACGCCGGAUACCAUUGAAUACGAAGGCUACUUCAACGUGGCAACUAUAAUCCAUCGCGUUGAUCAGCCUGCGAACAAAUUACAAUUUGGGAAAGAUUAAUUAAUAUAAGUAUGUCGAAUUGUUACUGUUGAUAUCUUGAAAUUUUAUCAAGUUAUUAUAUAAACUGACUAACAAACUUAAUGAGAGCAACAAAAGAUACGUCAGACAUAUUUUGUUAUAAUUUAUGUACACAAUAUGAUAGA